GUGCAACCUCCAUCCAUCCAGCAAAACAAAACUAAACACCUGACAAAUAAUCAAUACUUACUACACCCUCACAAUUACUCAUUGUAUUACUCAAACCCGACCACGUUGAAGGAGAAUGGAUCAUGCGACUGUGUCAUUGUCUGUCUUGUCUCCUGUCUGUCUCCUGUCGGGUGCAGACAUGCAAGGGGAGGGGUCUGGUCCAUCCACCGUCUUACGUUCCGACCUGCUGUGUCUGUCUCUCUUCCUUUCUUCCUGCGCGAUGAGAUCAUCGGAUGGGAUUGGUUCUGUCGUAUUGCCCUCUGGUUGGGGCUUCGAGAGUGGCCUGGCUCAUGGGUCAGUCGUAACUAGAUAAAGUUUUUGCUUUGCUUGUUCUCGGUGAUUAGGGAUAGUUGGGGUUAGUAUCUGCUAGUUAUCGGUGUUUAUGCUGGGUUAAUCUGGG
This is a messenger RNA of Aspergillus candidus, 439 nucleotides long. RefSeq lists its product as uncharacterized. The record is from RefSeq and is a predicted model, not a curated record. NCBI's taxonomy places the organism in Eukaryota, Fungi, Ascomycota, Eurotiomycetes, Eurotiales, Aspergillaceae. The transcript has a single exon. The annotation marks the transcript as partial.